Messenger RNA from Hibiscus syriacus, 1476 nucleotides. Its product is annotated as peptidyl-prolyl cis-trans isomerase CYP40-like. Gene Ontology annotation, molecular function: protein binding; peptidyl-prolyl cis-trans isomerase activity. The transcript is spliced from 9 exons. Gene Ontology annotation, biological process: protein peptidyl-prolyl isomerization. The record is from RefSeq and is a predicted model, not a curated record. Lineage: Eukaryota; Viridiplantae; Streptophyta; Magnoliopsida; Malvales; Malvaceae. Bases 48 to 1160 code for a protein of 370 amino acids.
AGUUAUCAGUAUAGCAACAAAGUGAAAAAGAGAGAGAUAGUACGAGUAUGAUGAGGAGGCAACGGUGUUAUUUGGAUAUAAGCAUUGGAGAAGAGCUGGAAGGAAGGAUAAUAGUGGAACUGUUCAAUGAUGUAGUGCCCAAAACUGCUGAGAAUUUCAGGGCUCUUUGCACUGGUGAGAAGGGCAUUGGUCCCAACACUGGUGUCCCUCUUCACCACAAGGGAGUUUGUUUUAAUCGGGUUAUCAAAGGAUUUAUGGUACAAGGUGGAGAUAUAUCUGCUGGAAAUGGUACAGGAGGAGAGUCAAUUUACGGUUUGAAAUUCGAAGACGAGAAUUUCGAAUUGAAACAUGAAAGGAAAGGAAUGUUGUCUAUGGCAAAUGCUGGUCCUAACACAAACGGCUCUCAAUUCUUCAUCACUACAACCCGCACUUCUCACUUGGAUGGGAAACAUGUUGUAUUUGGCAAGGUUGUCAAAGGAAUGGGCGUUGUUCGUUCUAUUGAACACGUAACAACCGGUGAAGCUGAUUGUCCCACUGUAGAUGUUAUGAUAGCUGAUUGUGGAGAAAUCCCAGAGGGGGCAGAUGAUGGGAUAUCCAAUUUUUUCCAUGACGGUGACAUUUAUGCCGAUUGGCCAGCUGACCUGGAUGAGAGCCCAGAUGAGCUCUCCUGGUGGAUGACUGCUGUGGAUUCAAUUAAGGCUUUUGGAAAUGAACAUUACAAGAAACAAGACUACAAGAUGGCACUCAAAAAGUACAGGAAGGCUCUACGCUACUUAGAUAUCUGCUGGGAGAAAGAAGGGAUCGACGAAGAGAAGAGUUCGAGUUUGAGAAAGGCGAAGUCUCAGAUAUUUACAAAUAGCUCUGCAUGUAAACUGAAACUAGGAGAUCUGAAAGGUGCACUGUUAGACACAGAGUUUGCUAUGCGUGACGGAGAAAACAACGUGAAAGCAUUGUUUCGUCAAGGCCAGGCAAACAUGGCACUUAAUGAUAUUGAUGCUGCCGUUGAAAGCUUCAAGAAAGCUUUGCAAUUGGAGCCGAAUGAUGGUGGUAUAAAGAAAGAGCUUGCUGCUGCUAUGAAAAAGAUCAAUGAUCGGCGCAACGAGGAGAGAAGGAGAUACCAGAAGAUGUUCCAACCACACUCAACUGAUACUGAUAAUUAGAAUGGUUCAGAGCAUCGGUUGUCUUGUCACUGUUGCAAUCUCUUUACCGUUAGACAAUUGGAACGAAUAAUGAAGCCGUAGAUUUAUCGUAGGUGUCAUGUUGAUUUAACUGAUCUCCCUCGGGUUUCAAUGGAAGCAGAGGAAGAAUUCCAGCAAAACUCAAACUGUACUAAAAUCUGAGGUUUGAACCAAUUCUUCCAAUAGAGUUUUCAUACAAGUUAAUUGGACUCCGAAAUUUAAACCCUGGCAGGUCAGACUUCCUUUUGUCUUUCAUACAAAAUUGGUAUAAAAUGUACAAUUUUGUAUUGUUUCUUUU